CGUUCCCCACACGCCCCAUUGAUCAUCCUCUACGGUCCCCUGUCUUCUCGGCAACUUCCACACUCGCAUCCACGCCCCUAACCACCCUUACUUUCUGGCUCCCUGACCAGUCUGCUUGCGGCUUAACGCGCGUGUUCGUUUCCAGAAUAACUGCCCAGCAACUAGAAAGGCUGCGUUUUCAAAGUUUGGUCAGGAUGACCACACCCAAAUUAUCGCACCCGACCGACUUCCAAAGUCAAUCAUCACCAUGCCACUUGAAGGAAGAACCAGCUUUUUCAAGUCGACUACUAACCUCCAGCCAUGACAUAUCCUCGUCGUCUGAUCCGGCAUCUGAGUCUCUGGAUCCCUCAACUCCAUCAUAAACAGGGAUACUUGACCUGAAGUUACAUUGUUCUAAGCCUAUUGCCGACAUGAAACCUCCAAAGAAAGCGCCGGCUAAGGUCGCACCGCCAGUAUUAACUGGCCCAGCGAAACUGGCCGAGGUGGCGCGCGUCAUAUACGAGCUGAAUCGGGAUCUUGGGAAGAUCUGCAUGUUACCGCACCAGCGGGAUGCAGCUCUCGAACAGUUGAAGGUAUACGGACGAGACUCCAAGGAUGCGGAUCCCAUGUUCACAAACGAGGGAAUCGAAACCAACACUCGUCAUGCCUUCAACAGCCCUUCCUUCACAACUUCUCGAUGUGCGCUGCGCUGCCUAGCGAAUGCAAUGCUGCUCAACCCUUCCGCCAGAGCUCGGUUUGUUGAAUUGCAUUACGAAAAAAAGCUAUGCCAGCGCCUCAAGAAUGGGAACCAGGAGGACGAGCUCCUGGUAUCGAGGAUCAUAUUCCUCACAACGUACGGUGGGAAUAUAGACAUCGAGAACCUGAUCGACCACCACCACCUAGCCGACAAUAUUAAUCACAACAUCGCCCGCCACGCGAAACAAUACGAUGAAGCACACAAAAUCGAGGAAAUCCAAAGUGAUCGGCCCUCCUAUUCGUUCAUGAAAGAUGAUACAGAUCCAUCAGUUGUGUCACUCAUCCACUACGACGCCGUAAAUUUAAGUCUAGAGCUUGAAUACAUCGGACCAAAUCUAGCUACAUUUUCUGAUAGAGAUCGCAUGUCGCUAUUGCCAGAAACUUCACAGAAUCGAAUAUGGAGGGAUAUCACCAGUGGUAUCGAAUAUAUGCAUGCCCAAAAUGUCACCCAUCUCGAUAUCAAGCCCCAGAAUAUUCUGCUUCAAGAAGGUGGUCGAGCUGUGCUCUGCGAUUUUGACAUUUCUGUGAGAGGAGCUAAGCCAGUACCUUGUAAUGCCGGAACUCCCUGGUACGUUCCCCCAGAACACAUAUUCGACGGCCGACGCGGACGAGAAGGUGACGUCUGGCCCUUCGGCGGCACCAUGUUGUUUGUUACUCUUCAUAAGGAGGCCCACGGAAAGAUGUUGAAUUGGCUUCGCGAAGUUCGACGAGCUGCAGAUGCUGCCCCAAAGAAUCUUUCACUAGUCCGGUCUAUGCUUGAGCCGAAUCCCAGGAAACGCAUCACAGCAGCACAAUUGACCAUUGAAUUGGCCGCACAGGUGUCGUGGAAGUCAAGCGGCAGUGAACUCGUAGCAAACCUUGCCCUACUCAACAUUUGA
Pseudogymnoascus verrucosus is the source of this 1613-nucleotide messenger RNA. RefSeq lists its product as uncharacterized. The record is from RefSeq and is a predicted model, not a curated record. Bases 411 to 1613 code for a protein of 400 amino acids. Gene Ontology annotation, molecular function: protein kinase activity; ATP binding. The transcript is spliced from 6 exons. Lineage: Eukaryota; Fungi; Ascomycota; Leotiomycetes; Thelebolales; Thelebolaceae. Gene Ontology annotation, biological process: protein phosphorylation.